Messenger RNA from Umbelopsis ramanniana AG, 1219 nucleotides. RefSeq lists its product as uncharacterized. Bases 202 to 1074 code for a protein of 290 amino acids. The record is from RefSeq and is a predicted model, not a curated record. Lineage: Eukaryota; Fungi; Mucoromycota; Umbelopsidomycetes; Umbelopsidales; Umbelopsidaceae. Gene Ontology annotation, molecular function: metal ion binding; RNA binding. The transcript has 5 exons. Gene Ontology annotation, biological process: negative regulation of DNA-templated transcription. Gene Ontology annotation, cellular component: nucleus.
AAAUAAUUUCAAUGGUGCAGAGGAUUCUCGUAAAAAGAAGAAGAAGAACAAGGGCAAGGGAAAGGUAUAUGGUUGGAAAUUCUGACCGAUGAUCACCGAGAGUAUACAUUAACAUGAUGUUUUCCAUCAACUUAGCAGCCCGCCAAAAUCAAAAUCAGCCGUCCUCAUCCUCAUCUUCACCCUCACCCUCAUCCCGACUCCAUGGAUAGCUCUGCAGCUAAAGAUUUUGAUGAUUUCGAUGCCUUGCUGAGAGCACAUGAACAGCCAAUUGUUACCACUCCAGUUCGGGACUCACACGGAGGACAAUAUCCUAAUGCUCCACCUCAGGACGAAAGCGAGGCCAAUAUUGAAGAUGUUGCAGCAAAAAUUUUGGGAAGACGACCGAAACCAAAAAAUGAUCGACAAAAGCAAAAACGAAAGCACAAUUCAGCAGAAGAUGGCAGGUCAGAAAUGAACAAGGAUGGUCCGCGAAAAAAGCAAGCCGUCGAAAAAACACCAUUUGUGCCUCGAGUAGUAUGCAAGUUUUGGGAAGGCGGAUACUGUUCCAAUGGUGAUAAAUGUACAUUUUUGCAUGCGGGAGAACAAAAAGUGGUGUCCAACAAAGCUGAUCCCAAAAAUAUUUUGUGUCGCCAUUUUAUUACUGGGUCUUGUCGGAAGGGAGAUCUCUGCCCAUUUUCUCAUAACACCAAGUUAGAGGCAUGCAGACAUUUUCAUGUCAAGGGUAUUUGCCUUACGGGUGAGGACUGUCCUUUUGCACACGAGGAUGCCACUGCCGAGUCACUGGCUGCCAUGAGGAACAAAAACACGCCUUGUCGAUUUUACCACUUGAAAGGGUUCUGUACCUCCGGUGACGACUGUCUGUAUUCUCACCAAAAUCAAUCUGACGAUCGGCUGUCACAGCUCAAAGAGUCAGAGACAUGUAAAUACUUCCUUAGCGGCAAUUGCCUUGCUGGUGACGAAUGCCUUUUCUCCCACGAUGUAAAUAGCACCAGCGCGCCAUCUGUGCCUGAGUAUACCAAAGCAACAUCUGUUCCUCAGCCAACCAUGGCUAACUUCGAGCUGAAGCUAGAGUAAUAGAUCCUUAGCAAUCUUAUUCCUGACGAUAGACCUUUUAUCAGUAGCAGUAAACAACACAAGCAUGUUACAUUGAAUAAUUUAAUGACUUUUCCCAAUAUAAAGUUCAGUAAAGGACUUUUUGAAACGAUGGUGUAAAAUAAUA